AGGGAUUUCGUGCGGGUGCUGAAGGAGCUGCGGGAGCCGGAGAAGAAUGAAACUGCGUGGAGUCAGCCUGGCUGCCGGCUUGUUCUUACUGGCCCUGAGUCUUUGGGGGCAGCCCGCAGAGGCUGCGGCUUGCUAUGGGUGUUCUCCAGGAUCAAAGUGUGACUGUAGUGGUAUAAAAGGAGAAAAGGGGGAGAGAGGAUUUCCAGGUUUGGAAGGCCAUCCAGGUUUGCCUGGAUUUCCAGGUCCAGAAGGGCCGCCAGGGCCUCGGGGACAAAAGGGUAGUGAUGGAAUUCCAGGGCCACCAGGACCAAAAGGGAUCAGAGGUCCUCCUGGACUUCCUGGAUUUCCAGGGACACCGGGUCUUCCUGGAAUGCCAGGCCAUGAUGGGGCCCCAGGACCUCAAGGUAUCCCUGGAUGCAAUGGAACCAAGGGAGAACGUGGAUUUCCAGGCAGUCCCGGUUUUCCUGGUUUACAGGGUCCUCCAGGACCUCCUGGGAUCCCAGGUAUGAAGGGAGAACCAGGUAGUAUAAUUAUGUCAUCAUUGCCAGGGCCAAAGGGUAAUCCAGGAUUUCCCGGUCCUCCUGGAAUACAAGGCCCAGCUGGUCCCACUGGUAUACCAGGGCCAAUUGGUCCCCUAGGACCACCAGGUUUGAUGGGCCCUCCUGGCCCACCAGGACUUCCAGGACCAAAGGGGAAUAUGGGCUUAAAUUUCCAGGGACCCAAGGGUGAGAAGGGUGAGCAAGGUCUUCAGGGCCCCCCUGGGCCACCUGGGCAGAUCAGUGAACAGAAAAGACCAAUUGAUGUAGAGUUUCAGAAAGGAGAUCAGGGACUUCCUGGUGACCAAGGGCCUCCUGGACCUCCAGGGAUACGUGGUCCUCCAGGUCCUCCAGGUGGUGUGAAAGGUGAGAAGGGUGAGCAAGGAGAGCCUGGCAAAAGAGGUAAACCGGGCAAAGAUGGAGAGAAUGGCCAACCAGGAAUUCCAGGUUUGCCUGGUGAUCCUGGUUACCCUGGUGAACCAGGAAGGGAUGGAGAAAAGGGCCAAAAAGGUGACAUUGGCCCAACUGGGCCUCCUGGACUUGUGAUUCCUAGGCCUGGAACUGGUGUAACUGUAGGAGAAAAAGGAAACAUUGGGUUACCUGGCUUGCCUGGAGAAAAAGGAGAGCGAGGAUUUCCUGGAAUACAGGGUCCACCUGGCCUUCCUGGACCUCCAGGACUUGCAGUUACAGGUCCUCCUGGGCCCCCUGGCUUUCCUGGGGAAAGGGGCCAGAAAGGGGAUGAAGGUCCACCUGGAAUUUCCAUUCCUGGAUCUCCUGGACUUGAUGGACAGCCUGGGGCUCCUGGCCUUCCAGGGCCUCCUGGCCCUCCUGGCCCUCACAUCCCUCCUAGUGAUGAGGUAUGUGAAGCAGGCCCUCCUGGCCCUCCAGGAUCUCCAGGUGAUAGAGGACUCCAAGGAGAACAAGGAGUGAAAGGUGACAAAGGUGACACCUGCUUCAACUGUAUUGGAACUGGUGUUUCAGGGCCUCCAGGUGAACCUGGUUUGCCAGGUCUUCCAGGUCCCCCAGGAUCUCUUGGUUUCCCUGGACAGAAGGGUGAAAAAGGACACGCUGGUGCAACCGGUCCCAAAGGAUUAACAGGCAUACCAGGAGCUCCAGGUACUCCAGGCUUUCCCGGACCUAAAGGUGAACCUGGUGACGUCCUCACUUUUCCAGGAAUGAAGGGUGACAAAGGAGAUUUGGGUUCUCCUGGAGCUCCAGGGCUUCCUGGUUUACCUGGCACCCCUGGACGGGAUGGAUUGCCAGGGCUUCCUGGCCCCAAAGGAGAACCUGGUGGAAUUGCUUUUAAGGGUGAAAGAGGUCCCCCUGGGAACCCAGGUUUGCCAGGUCUCCCAGGAAAUAGGGGGCCUAUGGGCCCUCUUGGUUUUGGCCCUCCAGGCCCACCAGGUGAAAAAGGCAUACAAGGUGUAGCAGGAAAUCCAGGCCAGCCAGGAAUACCAGGUCCUAAAGGUGAUCCAGGUCAGACCAUAACACAGCCAGGGAAGCCUGGCUUGCCUGGUAACCCAGGCAGAGAUGGUGAAGUAGGUCUUCCAGGUGAACCUGGACUCCCAGGCCAGCCAGGUUUGCCAGGUAUACCUGGUAGCAAAGGAGAACCAGGUAUCCCUGGAAUUGGGCUUCCUGGACCACCUGGUCCCAAAGGUUUCCCUGGAAUUCCAGGACCUCCAGGAGCACCUGGGACACCUGGAAGAAUUGGUCUAGAAGGUCCUUCUGGGCCACCAGGCUUUCCAGGACUAAAGGGAGAACCAGGAUUUGGGCUACCUGGGCCACCUGGGCCUCCAGGACUCCCAGGUUUCAAAGGAAUACUUGGUCCAAAAGGGGAUCGUGGUUUCCCAGGACCUCAAGGUCCUCCAGGACAAGCUGGCUUGGAUGGGCUACCUGGACCAAAAGGUGACAUUGGACCAAAUGGACAACCUGGGACAAUGGGACCUCCUGGGCUGCCAGGAACAGGUGUUCAGGGACCACCAGGGCCACCAGGAAUUCCUGGACCAAUAGGUCAACCUGGCUUGCAUGGAAUACCAGGAGAGAAGGGGGAUCCAGGGCCUCCUGGAUUUGAUGUUCCAGGACCCCCUGGUGAGAGAGGCAGUCCAGGGAUCCCUGGAGCACCAGGUCCUAUGGGACCCCCAGGAUCACCAGGGCUCCCAGGAAAAGCAGGUGCCUCUGGCUUUCCAGGUGCCAAAGGUGAAAUGGGUAUGAUGGGACCUCCAGGCCCAACAGGACCUUUGGGAAUUCCUGGCAGGAGUGGUGUUCCUGGUCUCAAAGGUGAUGAUGGUUUGCAGGGUCAGCCAGGACUUCCUGGCCCUGCAGGAGAGAAAGGUAGUAAAGGAGAGCCUGGCCUUCCAGGCCUUCCUGGACCAAUGGAUCCAGAUCUGCUGGGCUCAAAAGGAGAGAAAGGGGACCCUGGCCUACCAGGUAUUCCUGGAGUUGCAGGGCCAAAAGGUUAUCAGGGUUUGCCUGGAGACCCAGGGCAACCUGGACUGAGUGGACAGCCUGGAUUACCAGGACCGUCGGGUCCCAAGGGUAACCCUGGUCUCCCUGGGAAGCCAGGACUUACAGGACCUCCUGGACUUAAAGGAAACAUAGGCGAUAUGGGCUUUCCAGGCCCCCAGGGUGCAAAAGGGUCUCCUGGACCUCCUGGAGUUCCUGGACAAUCUGGAUCCCCGGGAUUACCUGGACAGAAAGGAGAAAAAGGUGAUCCUGGUAUUUCAGGCAUUGGUCUUCCAGGUCUUCCUGGCCCAAAGGGUGAACCUGGUCUGCCGGGAUACCCAGGGAACCCUGGUAUCAAAGGUGCUAUGGGAGAUACUGGUUUGCCUGGAUUACCGGGGAGCCCUGGAGCAAAAGGACAACCAGGCCUUCCUGGAUUCCCUGGAACCCCAGGCCUUCCUGGACCAAAAGGUAUUAAUGGUCCUCCUGGGAACCCUGGCCUUCCAGGAGAACCUGGUCCUGUAGGUGGUGGAGGUCGUCCUGGGCCACCAGGGCCUCCAGGUGAAAAAGGCAAACCAGGUCAAGAUGGUAUUCCUGGACCAGCUGGACAGAAGGGUGAACCAGGUCAACCAGGCUUUGGAAUCCCAGGACCCCCUGGACUUCCAGGACUUUCUGGUCAAAAGGGUGAUGGAGGAUUACCUGGCAUUCCAGGAAACCCUGGCCUUCCAGGUCCAAAGGGUGAACCAGGCUUUCAUGGUUUCCCUGGUCUGCAGGGUCCCCCAGGCCCUCCUGGUUCUCCAGGUCCAGCUCUGGAAGGCCCUAAAGGCAACCCUGGGCCCCAAGGUCCUCCAGGGAGACCAGGUCCUACAGGUUUUCAAGGUCUACCAGGUCCAGAAGGUCCCCGGGGUCUCCCUGGAAUUGGGGGCAUUAAAGGAGAGAGAGGAAACCCGGGCCAACCUGGGCAACCUGGUUUGUCUGGUUUGAAAGGUGAUCAAGGACCACCAGGACUCCAGGGUAAUCCUGGCCGGCCAGGUCUCAAUGGAAUGAAAGGAGAUCCUGGUCUCCCUGGUGUUCCAGGAUUUCCAGGCAUGAAAGGACCCAGUGGAGAACCUGGUUCAACUGGCCCUGAGGGGGAUCCAGGACUUAUUGGCCCCCCAGGCCCCCCUGGAUUACCUGGUCCUUCAGGACAGAGUAUUGUAAUCAAAGGAGAUGCUGGUCCACCAGGGGUUCCAGGCCAGCCUGGAUUAAAAGGUCUACCAGGACUACCAGGACCUCAAGGUUUACCAGGUCCAAUUGGCCCUCCAGGAGAUCCUGGACGCAAUGGACUCCCUGGCUUUGAUGGUGCAGGAGGGCACAAAGGAGACCCAGGUUUACCAGGCCAGCCAGGUAUCCGUGGUUUGGAUGGUCCCCCCGGGCCAGAUGGAUUGCAAGGUCCCCCAGGUCCCCCUGGAACCUCCUCUGUUGCCCAUGGAUUUCUCAUCACACGUCACAGCCAGACAACAGAUGCACCACAAUGCCCACAGGGAACUAUCCAGGUUUAUGAAGGCUUUUCUCUCCUGUAUGUACAAGGAAAUAAAAGAGCUCACGGUCAAGACUUGGGAACGGCCGGCAGCUGCCUUCGUCGCUUCAGUACCAUGCCUUUCAUGUUCUGCAACAUCAAUAAUGUUUGCAACUUUGCUUCAAGAAAUGACUAUUCUUACUGGCUCUCCACCCCAGAGCCCAUGCCAAUGAGCAUGGAGCCCCUGAAGGGCCAGAGCAUCCAGCCAUUCAUUAGUCGAUGUGCAGUAUGUGAAGCUCCGGCCGUGGUGAUUGCCGUUCACAGUCAGACCAUCCAGAUUCCCCGUUGUCCUCAGGGAUGGGAUUCUCUCUGGAUUGGUUAUUCCUUCAUGAUGCACACAAGUGCAGGGGCAGAGGGCUCAGGUCAAGCCCUGGCCUCCCCUGGUUCCUGCUUGGAAGAGUUUCGUUCAGCUCCCUUCAUUGAGUGUCAUGGGCGGGGGACCUGCAACUAUUAUGCCAACUCCUACAGCUUUUGGCUGGCAACUGUAGAUGUGUCAGACAUGUUCAGCAAACCUCAGUCAGAAACGCUGAAAGCAGGAGACUUGAGGACACGUAUUAGUCGAUGUCAAGUGUGCAUGAAGAGGACAUAACAUUUUGAAG
Messenger RNA from Globicephala melas (long-finned pilot whale), 5132 nucleotides. RefSeq names its product collagen type IV alpha 5 chain (gene COL4A5). Gene Ontology annotation, molecular function: extracellular matrix structural constituent conferring tensile strength. Gene Ontology annotation, biological process: extracellular matrix organization. Gene Ontology annotation, cellular component: collagen trimer; basement membrane. The record is from RefSeq and is a predicted model, not a curated record. NCBI's taxonomy places the organism in Eukaryota, Metazoa, Chordata, Mammalia, Artiodactyla, Delphinidae.